Pseudophryne corroboree (corroboree frog) is the source of this 2116-nucleotide messenger RNA. Its product is annotated as vang-like protein 1. Gene Ontology annotation, cellular component: plasma membrane. The transcript has 9 exons. The record is from RefSeq and is a predicted model, not a curated record. NCBI's taxonomy places the organism in Eukaryota, Metazoa, Chordata, Amphibia, Anura, Myobatrachidae. Bases 337 to 1842 code for a protein of 501 amino acids. Gene Ontology annotation, biological process: multicellular organism development.
CCAACAUGGCGACCAAAGGUGCCGCACGGCAUGCAGGGAUAUGUAGUUCUUCAUUGGGACAGUAACGCGGGAAACGGGAGGAGUCAGGAUCAUCUGCCUCAUCAACUCCUAGAAACAGGCCCUGCAGAUGGAACCUGUGAGUACCUACCAGAGAACAACCCAGAGGAAUCCCCAGAGAACCUCCCAAAGACCAGCCCAGCAGAAUACCGAGAGGAACCUGUUAGUACCUCCCGGAGACUAGCCCAGUGGAAACCUUAGUGGAACCUCCCAGAGACCAGCUCAGCAGAUGGAACAUGUGACUACCAGUUAGAAAUCAGCCCUGCAGAUGAAACCUGUAUGGAUGCCAAUCUGUUACACAGCAGACAAGGAUCUGAGAGAGAUAGAUACCACGAUGUUCAGAAGACAGUUACUAUUCAGACUCCAGCAAAUCAGCCUCUACUGGCUGCGGAGGACGCUGGACGCGGAGAUGAAGAGGAGGAGGAGGAGGAGGAUAAGGAGGACAACUGGGGUGAAACAACGACGGCGAUGACCUCUGAGCGCAGCGCCUCCCUGGAGGAUUUGACUCCUAAACAAGCAUCACAAGAGCCACAGACCACUAGACUGAGUGCUAGGACUAUGUUGGGAUUCUACAUUUUCUGCAUACUGGCCAUACUCACCCUCCUUACUCCACCAAUAUUUAUCACACUGCCCCAGGUGUUGUGGAGGACUGAGCUAGAACCUUGUGGUGUCAUCUGUGAGGGACUCUAUAUCUCAGUUGCUUUUAAGCUGCUCUUCAUGAUGCUGGGUUCUUGGGCUGUGUUCUUUCGUACCCCGCGAUAUGUGCUACCACGGCUGGUUGAAUUCAGAGCUCUUCUUCUGCUUCUGCUCAGCAUAUUUCUUAUAUCCUAUUGGCUGUUCUAUGCAGUGAGAGUCCUGGGAUCACGAGAAAGGAACCUUCUUAGUGUGGUACAAUAUACAACCUCACUUGUGGAUGCUUUCAUCUUUAUUCACUAUCUGGCCGUGGUUUUGCUUGAGAUAAGACAGUUGCAGCCCUUUUACCACCUCAAGGUUGUGCGAAGCAGUGAUGGAGAGGUCCGCUUCUACACCAUGGGAACAGCCAGUAUACAGAGAGCUGCGCUGUUUGUGUUGGAAAACUACAUGAAAGAUUUCCCUGCCAUGGUUCCAGAGGCACACGCCAGAAUGCCAGAGCCGCGGGAGAAACCCCACAAAGGGGAAAAUGUAGAUGACAAUGACAACAGCACAGCCGGCCAGUCACAAGCCCGCGCCUCAUCCAGCUACUACAAAGAGAGAUAUUAUGAAGAGAUCGAUCACAAGCGCAAGAUCCGCAGACGCCGCGCCAGGCUGGUGGUCGCGGUACACAGUGCGUUCUCUCAGCUACAUCGCCUGGAUGAUGAUCUGAAGUCUCCCCAAGCCGUACACCCAAGGGACGCAGCGCAGAGCGUGUUCCCCCUUAUUGCUCAGAGCCUGCAGCGCUACCUGCGCUCAACGCGCCAAACCCAUCUGUACACCAUGGAGGGGAUCAUACAGCACCUUACACAGUGUCUUACACACAACGUGUCGCCCCAGGCCUUUCUGAAGCAGUACCUGCGGCCUGGGCCCCCCUGUCAGUAUUCUGGUGCCCCCACAUCUCUAUGGACAUUAGUAAGCGAGGAGUCAGUCACAAAAACUCUUCACUCCAGCUUGACAUUCUGCCUCCGCAGCUCGGACACUCAGCUUGUGGUGAGUGUGAGUAGGAUUCCCAGUCUGACACUCAGUGAGUCCUUCAUCCCACCCAACUCUCAUCGCUUUGUUGUGAGAUCAUAUCCUCAGCCGCUGGACUUAUCAACCAUAUCUCCAGCCUGACAUUCCCAAAUCUCCUCCAACCAGACGUCCCAUCUCCCAGGUAUUUUCUGGCCUGGCAUACUCUGCUCCCGGAUCUCCCGCUGCUUGGCAUACUCUGCUCCCGGAUCUCCCGCUGCCUGGCACCUCUGCUCCUGGAUCUCCAGCUGCCUGGCAUACUCUGCUCCUGGAUCUCCUGUAGCCUGGCAUACUCUGCUCCUGGAUCUCCAGCUGCCUGGCAUAUUCUGCUCCUGGAUCUCCUGCAGCCUGGCAUACUCUGCUCCUGGAUCUCCAGCUG